AUGAGUGGGUUGAAGGAAGAGAGGGAGGAGGCAUCGGAAAUUUUUAAGAAGGAAGGGUUGAAUGAGGACAUUAACAAUGCCGGCAGGGUGGAUAAGAAGAGGUUGAUUGAUGAUGUUAGGCAAGCACUUUACGCUUCCAAGAUUUGUAGUUAUGCACAAGGAAUGAAUUUGUUGAGGACGAAGAGUUUUGAGAAGGGGUGGAAUUUGAAUUUGGGGGAGCUUGCAAGGAUUUGGAAGGGCGGGUGCAUUAUAAGGGCCGUGUUUUUGGAUAGGAUCAAGCAAGCGUACCAUAGGAAUCCAGGGCUUGCGAAUUUGUUGGUGGAUCCAGAGUUUGCUAGAGAGAUGGUGCAGAGGCAGGCAGCAUGGCGGAGAGUCGUGGGUUUGGCAAUUCAGAAGGGUGUUAGUGUCCCAGGGAUGUCAGCUAGCUUGCAGUAUUUUGAUACCUAUAGACGUGGGAGGCUUCCUGCGAACCUUGUGCAGGCUCAGAGGGACUAUUUCGGGGCACAUACCUAUGAAAGGAUUGAUCGUCCAGGAGCAUUCCACACUGAGUGGUCGAAGCUUGCUCGAAAGGCUAGAGUGUAACACUGACGGGCAGUUUGAGGUUUGUUUGGUAUAAUUUGGGUACUGAAAUUGCUCUAGGAUGGGGUGUUCCUGUGGGGUUUGAUUGAAUUUUAGUUUGUAUCAAUUGAAAAGGAUUUCUUGCUCGAUCAUAGCAUAAACUUUUUGUAGCUGCAGCAUUGUUAACUCUGAGGUUAAUAAGGGGAGCCUGCCUUUUCAAAUGUUUUUUGUUGUAUCAAACAAUUACAUCUGUAGUAAUUGAGAUGUUUAACUAUCUUCAUGGCCUUUUUGUAUCUUGUGUGAAAAUUAUCUUUUCAUGCUGUGCUUCUUUAUACUAGCAUUCUGGGAAAAUAUACUGAUGAUCAUGUUUAUGUCA
This is a messenger RNA of Olea europaea var. sylvestris, 934 nucleotides long. RefSeq names its product 6-phosphogluconate dehydrogenase, decarboxylating 2, chloroplastic-like. The record is from RefSeq and is a predicted model, not a curated record. Lineage: Eukaryota; Viridiplantae; Streptophyta; Magnoliopsida; Lamiales; Oleaceae. Gene Ontology annotation, molecular function: phosphogluconate dehydrogenase (decarboxylating) activity; phosphogluconate 2-dehydrogenase activity; NADP binding. The transcript has a single exon. Gene Ontology annotation, cellular component: cytosol. Gene Ontology annotation, biological process: pentose-phosphate shunt, oxidative branch; pentose-phosphate shunt. The annotation marks the transcript as partial.